Gadus morhua (Atlantic cod) is the source of this 2526-nucleotide messenger RNA. RefSeq names its product aryl hydrocarbon receptor repressor-like. The transcript has 10 exons. The record is from RefSeq and is a predicted model, not a curated record. Gene Ontology annotation, cellular component: nucleus; aryl hydrocarbon receptor complex. NCBI's taxonomy places the organism in Eukaryota, Metazoa, Chordata, Actinopteri, Gadiformes, Gadidae. The coding region runs from base 321 to 2483 and encodes 720 amino acids. Gene Ontology annotation, molecular function: protein dimerization activity; transcription cis-regulatory region binding; nuclear receptor activity. Gene Ontology annotation, biological process: xenobiotic metabolic process; regulation of transcription by RNA polymerase II; response to xenobiotic stimulus.
UUCAAUCCGCCACCUGCAAUAGGAGUACGCUUAAAAGGCAGCCCUGCCCUGUCACUGCAUUUAAGCAUCUCAAUCAAGCCCGUUUUACAGCUGCAUCUCUUCCCAGAGCAUUGUGCAGCUACAUUUGCAUUGAUCCUGAAGCUUUUGUGACUUUAACAACAUUUUGGACCAGAUAGUUGAACUACACUUUGUUUACAUUCGAAUUACUGGACAUUUCAAACGAUUUAGAUGAUGAUUCCACCGGGAGAGUGUCUGUACGCUGGUCGAAAGAGAAGGAAACCCGUCCAAAAACAAAGCUCCCCAAACAAACAGAAACUCAGAUGACAUUCCCCUGCUUCUCAAUUCACCCCCAUCCUGUCCUGCGAUUGGAUCCCUGCAGAAAGCAGUCCGUGGCGAGCGUGAAGACCAACCCGUCGAAGAGGCACCGUGACCGGCUGAACGCGGAGCUGGACCGGUUGGCCAGCAUGCUGCCCUUCAGCCCCGACGUCAUCUCCAAGCUGGACAAGCUUUCGGUGCUACGCCUGGCCGUGUCCUACCUCAAGGUCAAAAGCUUCUUCCAAGUCAUCCAGGAGAAGCCGAGCCAGGGGCUCAGGUCGGAGUGGCCCCCAGGUCACACACCGCCAGCCGGGCCACCCCCGCACCCCCACGGCCGCGGCCUCCGCGGCCCUCCCCUGGCCCCCGGCCCCCUGCUGGCCCCCGGCCCCCUGCUGGCCCCCGGCCCCCUGCUGGCCCCCGGCCCCGUGGAGAGCGACUUGCUGCUGGAGUGUCUGACCGGCUUCGCCCUGGUCAUCACCAGUGACGGGCUCAUCUUCUACGCCUCCGCCAGCAUCGUGGACUACCUGGGCUUCCACCAGACGGACGUGAUGCACCAGAAAGUGUUUGACUACAUCCACGUGGAGGAGCGCCAGGAGCUCCGCCGGCAGCUCCACUGGGCCAUGAGUCCGCCCGCCUCCCAGAGCUCCUCCCUCCAGCAGGCCGGAGAGCCCGGAGCAACAGAUGGGUGCAAUGCACUGGACAUCUCUACUCUGACUGACACAGGGGAGGAGUUCCUGGUGGGCAGUCUGUUCAGCGUCAAGGAGCCCGACGGCGUUCCGUCAGAACUGACGUCCUUCCUGACUCGCUGCUUCAUCGCCCGCGUCCGCUGUCUCCUGGACAGCACCUCCGGCUUCCUGAGCAUGCAGUUCCAGGGCAGCCUGCGCUUCCUGCAGGGCCAGAAGAGGAGGACGGAGUCCGGGGCUCUGCUGCCGCCCCAGCUGGCUCUGUUCUGCGUGGCCGUGCCCCUGGCCGCGCCCUCGGGCACGGAGCUCCGGCUGAAGGGCGUGGCCGGCCGCAGCAAGUCCAAGGGGCCCGCGGGCGACAGCCCGGACAGCAGCGACAGGAAGCCGCCCUCCUCGCGGGGAUCAGGUGACAGCAGCGACUUCCUGCUCCCCAACUGGAGCGCCGGCCCCCCGGGGCCCCGGGCCGAGCCGUGCCCCCGCCACAGCGCCUGGUCGCCGCCCCCCCGAGCCCCCGGCCUGCGGUGCCGCGGCGGGGGGCUCUACCCCCAGGAGGAGCCCCUCGACUUCUGCCUGUCCUCCCCGGGGGGCGGGCCCAAAGCCCCGCCUCCCGGGGACCCCCUCCCCUACUGGGACCCCGCCCGGGGCCAGCAGGGUAGGUACCCCGCCCCCCCCCAGGGCAGGCAGGGCUGUGGGGUCCGGGGGGGCUCCAACGGGGGGUGCACACAGCGGGGGGUCCCCGACCCCGCGGAGAGGUACGGCGGGGGGGUGGCGGGCCGGGGGGGGCUCGACGUCUUCGGCGGCCUGCUGCUGCCCGAGCCCCCCGCCGUCAAGACGGAGGAGGAGGAGGGGGACCCGGGGGGGCGCGGCGACCGGCGGCCGUACGGCGACGCGUGGGAGAAGCAGCACUACGUCGCCUCGGCCUCCCUGUACCCCGAGCACCCCCACCCCCACCCCCACCAGGUCAAGACCGAGGAGGACUUCUAUGACCCCUACAGCCCCUGCCAGAGGGCCAAGGGCGGCAGCGGGGCCCCCGCCCUCAGCCCCCCCUCCGGCGGACCCCUCAACGGGCAUCACAAGUACCUGUACGCCGCCGCCGUGACCCGGCUCUCCUCCAGGUCCCUGUACGCCAACAAGGGCCCGGCGCUGUUCGGCCCCCCGCCCCCCGCUGACCCCUUCUCCGGCCCGGGGCCGUCGCCGGGGGGCGGGGCCUACCCGGGGGCCGACGGCUACGGCGGGGCGGAGCCAAAGGACUACGGGGGCCGGGUGAGCGAGGCGGACAAGCUGGAGUACCUGGAGUUCAGGGGGGGGGGGCUGGCGGCCAUCAAGAGGGAGCCGCUGGACUCGCCCCCCUGGUCGGACGGGGGCCAGAGGGGGGACGGGGGCCAGAGGGGGGACGGGGGCCAGAGGGGGGACGGGGGCCAGCUGGCCUUCUGUGGCCUCAACGCUCUGGGGAGGAUACCACACCAGUACAUCUACAUGCAGUAGGCGCCGUCACGCAGACUGUGCCCCCCCCUCUCCCCCCCCCCCC